UGAGUUCAUGUUGAGUUUAAACGGCUGUAAAGUUGCAGAUUUAAUUUUUUUUAUUUGCUCUAUUUUACAGGAAUGGCCGUAGAGGUGGAGAGGAAGUUUGUGUGUGAUUCAUACAUCCUAGAGAGACUGCAGCACAUUGGAGCUGUACGUUUGGGUCAGUACGAGUUUAAAGAUCGGUACUUCGACUCCGCAGACUUCACAUUAACCCUAAAAGAUUACUGGUUGAGAAAACGUGAAGGAUCCUGGGAGCUAAAACGGCCCGCGUCGUCACAGGCGGAUGCAGAGAGAAGAGCGCAGGAUGUGUGCACUAAUUACAAAGAGAUCACAGACGUGCCUCAGAUCCGAGCUGAACUCGUGGCUGCCAUGGGCAUUUCCUCAGACUGUUUAGAGGCCGAACAAGCUGAAGACGUCCGUGCUGAGUUUGAAAGAUGGCUGCAGGAUUUGAAGCUGGAGUGCUUCGCAGAGUUCACCACCGUGCGGUGUUCCUACACGCUGGAGUGCGAGGGGGACGACAAAAGAGUCCGGAUCGAUCUGGAUCAGGCGGAUUUUGGUUACUGCGUGGGAGAGAUCGAAGUCCUCGUUUCAGAAGUUGAAGAGAUGACGUCUGCAAUGCAGAGUAUCGAGAAGACAGCUCAGAGAUUAGGUCUUAGCGGCGAGCAGAAAACCCGGGGGAAAAUGGACGUGUAUCUCCAGAGAUUUCGCCCAGAUCACUACGCAGAGCUUCUUAAAGCUCAUGUACUGUAAAAUAAUUGUAACUAGUCUAUAGGGAAGUUUUGAGGCACACCCCUCAUUUCUUAAAAUUUUGCGGAAAUAAGAAGCCAGGCUUUCUUGUAUGUAGUUUGAAGAAAUAUCUCUCCAGGUAUUCCAGAGAUUGUUGAACCACCCACUGACGUGUGAAACAUCCAAGCAUAAAAAACAUAAAAAAAUUUAAUCCGGUGCAGAUGAUAACAGAUGAUCAGAUUCGUGAUUAGUACUGCAUACUGAUGAUUAUUGGUUAAAACAGACGAGAGGGGAAAUGAGGUUGCUGCUGAGGUUGCUACAUAAGCAUGGAUUUUUGGAUUGUAUCUUCAUGCACUUUGUAGUCUGUCACUGUAAAGCAUUUAUUCCUAUUUCUUUAAUUUAAUCUACAUCAUUUUAUUUAAGUUAAUAUGAAGAGAUGAUGGGUGGCUCAAGACUUUUGCACAGUACUGUAUAUUUUAUUUAUUAUUAAUAAUGAAAAAAUAAAUAUGUGCCUGUAUUCAUUUGUACAUUUAAUGUGUGACGUUUAAAUCAAUCGUCUACAAUCAGACAGUAGAAACACUACAGCAGAGUUUGUGGGGAAAGUUAAAAAACAAAUAAUUAAAAGUAUUUAAUAUAAUAAGAAACUUUCCUGUCACCACUGAUCAUUAAAUAUCAUAUGAACACCUUCGAAAAAACACUAUACAGUUAACUUUGGAUGGAUGUUUGUGAACUUUAUCAAAGUUUGUCUGAAAAACAGAACAAUAAACGUUUAAAUAAAUAUUGCAAGCUCGUACAUGGAA
Messenger RNA from Clarias gariepinus (North African catfish), 1520 nucleotides. It is a transcript of the gene thtpa, whose product is annotated as thiamine triphosphatase. The record is from RefSeq and is a predicted model, not a curated record. Bases 73 to 744 code for a protein of 223 amino acids. Lineage: Eukaryota; Metazoa; Chordata; Actinopteri; Siluriformes; Clariidae. Gene Ontology annotation, biological process: dephosphorylation; thiamine metabolic process; thiamine diphosphate metabolic process. The transcript has 3 exons. Gene Ontology annotation, molecular function: thiamine triphosphate phosphatase activity; magnesium ion binding.